Messenger RNA from Symbiodinium pilosum, 834 nucleotides. Lineage: Eukaryota; Dinophyceae; Suessiales; Symbiodiniaceae. The record is from the annotation of a GenBank genome assembly.
AUGGUCGGACUCGGUCAGGGCGGGCUUGUAGUAGCCGCCCUUCGAUGGCCGUUGGUCGUUGAACUGACGGUUGAGGCGAGGAAUCUCCAGAGGAAGGAAGCCCGUUCCGCUGGAGAAGCCUGGGCCGGACUCAAGGCGGUGUGGUCAAUCCGCCCCAAGCUGUGGAAGACCCAGUCAGGGCACUCGGAGGUAGCCGAGGCGUGCCCAGACCUGGCUCAACACUUCCCUGAACCGCCGCUCCGCGGAUUCGGCGUCGUGGGAAAGACCGCCGCGGCUGGAGAAGUCCUUAAAGCCCUUCGCUUGGAUGCUGCUAGGAGCAUCGAGGACUCCAGCAUCCGGGGCAUGCUCGACGAGCCGUCCCGAGAGCUGUGGGACCAUGAUGGCACUUGCGUAUGCGGCAAGCGGACUUACUCGUUUUCCCGCUGUCCGUCGUGUAUCGCUCUCGAUACAGCGGUCGAAAUCAGCGAGCGGGCCGAACCGGAGGCCGCAGCUGAUCUGGAUCAAGAGAGCCAGGAAGUUUCCUUGGAAGUAGGAGCUCUAGUUGCCGCAACCUCCGGUGCUGGGGGCGCGCAGGACGUUCUCCGAGCUGCUUUGCAGUUCGAGCCAGUCUCUGACUGGGCUCGCGGGCAGUUUCAGCAGUUCCAGGAGCUCUCGGCUGCCGUCCGAGCUCACUGGGAUAAGUCCUCAGAAGCGCGGGCGCGCCUAGCUAAUAGGCAUCGUCGCGCUGUGGACCUGAAACCGGGGGACCGAGUGGUGUGGAAUGCACCCAAGGCCCGCUCAGAGGGGGCGGGUCGGGUUUUCUGGAAGCCUGGUCUGACCGGCCCUUGGCGCGUA